CGGGACGAGCUGAAAGGUCCGCUUCGAUCCCAAAACAUUCUCGAAACGAAACAUCAAAACCGCUACUUCCUCCAACUCUUCCUAUUCUGGAUACAGGUUUUGGAGUGACACGGUUUUGGAGUGACACGGAUAGGCCCAUGUCUUGUUGUCUUAUUCGAUCUGGCCGAAAGCUUAGGCCGAUCACCUGCUUCAAGUUCUGGUGAGGACCGAGGAUAGGGUAUGUACUUCUGUAAGGAGGUAAACAGCGACGCAUAGAUGGCUCAGCUCCAGCGUAUUUCCACACAUCUUAGCAGACACGCACAGGCGACCUCGUCCCAUCUGGUGCCAAGGGAACGAAUAUACGGCAAUUGCCUACAUCCCACAACCUCGGCAUCCUUUCACAGUUCCAGAUGGAAAGUCCAAGCCUCUUCCGUUUCUUCCUGGUUUCCCCUCAGCACUCUAAGCGAGUCUCUACUGGCUUGGCUUCGUGGGAUCAUUGUCAGGGGCACGUUACUAACUUUCUAUAUGUGGUGGCUAUCCCGUCCAUUGCAAAGUCAAACCAAAUCCGAAAAGUUCGUUCCUUGUCCAAAUCUCUCUGCUCCUCGAUCGCUUCACUCUGUCUUUUUAACAUUACUUGUACCUGGUGUACGGUAAAUCCACUCAUUCUAAGCCCAUUCUAAGUAAUAUGAAGUUCUUGUGUCUUUGUGGGGCGUAUGGAAGCUCCGAUAAAUUUAGAGUCCAACUUGCUCCGCUGGUCAACGAACUGGCCUCAGACAAUACCGCUGAACUUCAUUUCAUACACGGUCCUGUACAGGCUUAUCCACCAGAAGGCUUUGAGGAGUAUUUCGGACAAGCACCUUACUACCGUUUCAUUGAACCGAAUAGAGGGGAGGGUAAUGGAGAGGGUGACGAUGUUCUCCAACGAAUUCGGCACUUUCCUGAAGGAGCAACGGCAGAGGAUCAAAUGCGAGAGCUCAUGAGCUACGGUGCUGGUUCAGUUGGUUCAACGCCCGACUCCUCCGAUGAUGGCAGUAACUACGGCGACUAUUCAAACUCAAGCGCUCAGAAUGCCAUGGAUUAUCUUUACCAGAUUAUGGAGAAAGAAGGCCCAUUUGAUGGGAUCGUCGGAUAUUCUGAAGGCGCUACUGUUGCUGCAACAUUAUUACUGCAUGAGCAGCGAAGAUUCGAGAGAGAAGGGAGGAUUCCAAUGUUCAAGUGUGCUUUGUUCUUCGCUGGAUGGCCUCCCAUGACCCCGGAUUUUGAUGGUAUCGUUCUUGCAGAUGAGACAGACCUGACAAUCACCAUACCAACUUGCCACAUCAUUGGCUCUCUCGAUCCGUACUUAGCCGGGUCUAUUGCACUUUACAACAUAUGCGACAUGGACACGGCCAUCCUUUUCGAUCACGCGAAAGGCCACACCUUACCACGGCAUAAGGACACUGUCAGGGAACUGGGCGAUGUCAUACGAAACAUGAUAUCUGAAAUAUAAUCUGUCGGGCAUGUGGUAUCACAUUCAGCAUAUUUGAGCAUACUUUCACAACAUAAGCGGCGGCGCAUGUCAUGGGGUGAUCAUUGGGCGGGUACCCCUCAUAAAUCUACUACUAUAUAGAAUAUAUUCAUAAUAGAAUGCAAG
Cadophora gregata is the source of this 1612-nucleotide messenger RNA. RefSeq lists its product as uncharacterized. The transcript is spliced from 4 exons. The record is from RefSeq and is a predicted model, not a curated record. Gene Ontology annotation, cellular component: cytoplasm; nucleus. Bases 665 to 1468 code for a protein of 267 amino acids. NCBI's taxonomy places the organism in Eukaryota, Fungi, Ascomycota, Leotiomycetes, Helotiales, Ploettnerulaceae.